CGCAGUAGCAAGCAUGUAUGGAAAGAAAAGAAGCUCGACCACCACCAUAAGAGCUUAAAUGAAUAGACUGUAUGGAGGUAAAUAUGUAGCCUUGUAUUUUCAGUGACACAACUACUAACCCAUCUGAGAGGCACUCGACAGUUUCAAUUAAAUGUCAGGACCUUAAGAAAUCACUGAAGAUGCCGCUCUUUGGAAACACAUUCAGUCCGAAGAAGACGCCUCCUCGCAAAUCUGCAUCCCUGUCCAGCCUUCACACGUUGGAUCGUUCAACAAGAGAAAUAGAGCUAGGUCUUGAGUAUGGGCCUCCUAUGAUGAACAUCGGAGGUCAGAGUUGGAAAUUUGAAGAUGGACAAUGGAUAACAGAAUCUGGUGGAAAUGCGUCCGGUAGGGAGGUGCAGCGGCUCAAGAAAAGAAAUGUCCAGUUGGAGGAGGAGAAUAACCUCUUAAAACUGAAGAUUGAAGUUCUCCUUGACAUGUUGACUGAGACCACAGUAGAGUACCAUCUGAUGGAGAAAGAAGUGGAAGAUAUAAAGACUCAACAUCGAAGGAAAAAGUGACAGACUAAUCUGAGCCCUACAUCCGAAUAAAUGUUCUUAAAAUGGAACAAACUAAUUUUGUAUUUACAGAUCAUUUGAACUUUGAUGUAAAAAAGGUUACAGGAUAAAAUAAUGAGCUCAUACUUUUUCUCACAAUGAAGACUUAUUGUGUCGUAGGUUUUAGCUAAUCAGAUUUAGUGACUUCCUGUAUUUAUUCUUUCCUGCAUUUGUUAAAUGAUUUAACCGUAAAUCUGAGUCAGCUGUGAAGAUCUUUGUUCAGUUCACAGCCAGUUUUCUACUCAUUGUACAUAUGUUUGACAUGUAACAGCUGGAAUUCUCCUUUGUAAACUUUUGUACUGUUUUCUUUUUAUAGAUUAAAAGUAAACUUAAUUGCAAGUAA
Messenger RNA from Amphiprion ocellaris (clown anemonefish), 936 nucleotides. RefSeq names its product chibby homolog 1 (Drosophila) (gene cby1). The transcript is spliced from 5 exons. The record is from RefSeq and is a predicted model, not a curated record. NCBI's taxonomy places the organism in Eukaryota, Metazoa, Chordata, Actinopteri, Pomacentridae. The coding region runs from base 180 to 557 and encodes 125 amino acids.